This is a messenger RNA of Gymnodraco acuticeps, 6158 nucleotides long. It is a transcript of the gene adamtsl4, whose product is annotated as ADAMTS-like 4. Gene Ontology annotation, cellular component: extracellular matrix. Gene Ontology annotation, biological process: extracellular matrix organization. The record is from RefSeq and is a predicted model, not a curated record. Lineage: Eukaryota; Metazoa; Chordata; Actinopteri; Perciformes; Bathydraconidae. Gene Ontology annotation, molecular function: metalloendopeptidase activity.
AUGUGUGAGAGAGAGAGAGGGGCAGUGGGAGUAUGGUCUAUGUGAGUGAAAGAGAGACAGAGAGUUGUGUAAUCUGUCCAUUUUGUGUCUCCUGUCCCCCUCCUCUCUCUCCCCCCUGGCCCCCUGGCUGCCAGGCGUCACACCAGUUUAUAAUAAGGACUCAAAAAAAGUUGUCGAGUGAACGGACUGAAAGAGAGAAAAAAAAAACACAGAACCCUUCCCACUCCUAAAAUCACGGGGAGUGACUGUGACAGGAGGAAGGGGACAGAGAGAGAGAGAAGCUGAAGAAGCCCUUGCAGGACUUCAUCACAUUUCUUUCAGGACUGCUCGGACCGACACGGACCAUAAACCGAUCACUAAACCUGGACUGAUAUUCUAUUGCGGUGAUUAGUCGCGGAGUGAGGACUUCUGUAGGAGACUCUUGGAGGAGCAUGCGGCUCGGUUUACUAUUCAGGCUCUAUGUGCUGUGGGGCUUUGUGGUGGUCACGACCUCCGUGACCAAGGCUGCCAAGAGAAAGGUGGCUGGCAGACAGUCUCGACAGGUGUUUGAGGCGGAGCCUGUGGAGGGGGUGUGGUCUGACUGGGAGGAGUGGUCUGGCUGCUCUCAAACCUGCGGGGUGGGCGCCUCCCAGAGGAGCAGGACGUGUUUACCUCCUCCACCUCAACACACCCCUCCCCUCUCCCACUCUCCACCUAACUGGGCAGGAUAUUUGCCCGGGGGCCUCGGGGGUCCGGUCCUCUCACCUGUGCGCCCCUACUACCCUCCUCAUUACCCCGGGCAACGACAGCCUUAUCACUCCCCGUCGAUCUCCACCAAUCAAAACCCAGGACUGUCUCUGUAUCGGAAUACUAACGGAGCAGGAGCAGGAGGAGGAGGAGGAGGACUCCUGUUACUGGGAGAGGCAAAUCCAAACCCUCCUUUUUACCAGCCGGAAUUCAACCCAAACAAUCAAGACCAUGUGUCAGUUUACCGAUCGCCGUACCACGCUCCAUCACAGGGCUACAACCAACCAGCACGCACCAUCAGGAGACCGACCAAUCCCGGAGCAGCGAGGGCUGUAGGGAGCAGAAGGUCUGUCUCUGCCAAUCGGGAGGGUUUAACCUCAAGGAGAUCGUCUGCCAUCCGUCCAGGUCAAUUUGGGUACGGCAGGGUCCCGUUCUCUCUUCCUCUGCAUCGCCAAAACCGGCAGGCUCGUCACACUGUUAACGGCACCGAUGCUGAAACAGCUGGACUCAAUGAAGACGAUGCAGAAAAUAACAAGAAAGAGGAAGAGGAGACUGGGAGUGAUGGAGAAGAUAGACAGGCGGCUAGGCAUCAGGAGGCGCUUGCUGCUGCUGAGGAACUUCCCACAAAGACCACAACAAUUGGUCAACCCCACCACCACGUUAACAGACCCCCACAAACCAACACAGAGCACAGGAGGGCAAGAGUCCCACCCCCUCACCCCUUUCUCGCUCUCAUCAACCAUCUCUGCUUCCCAAUCGCCACCGCUUUUGACUGGCACUCCGUCACCGCUCCUCCUCCUCCCAUCCCUCCUCUCUCCCGCCCAAAUUCCCCUGCCGUCACCCCACCUUUUUCCCCCCCUCUCCAUCGCUCCAGCUCCAUUCACAGAGACAGGGAGCUCCACCCAGGCUUCGCACCCACAGGCGACAUCUACCCACUGCAGCACCCCCACAUCCCCACACGGGGGGGGGAAUCGGGCAGGGAUGGAGGAAGAGGAGCUCAGGUGUAUAGGUGCUCUGGACCGGAGAAGGAGUACCGCAGGUGCUUCUCCCAGGUGUGUGGAGGAGGUGCUUUGGACUCCAGAGCAGAGCAGUGUGCAGCCUUUAACACCCAGGAGUUCAUGGGUCGCCUCUACAACUGGGAACCUUUCACCGAGGUUGGUGCGGACAAACAGUGCGAGCUGACCUGCAGACCUGCUGGCUAUCGUUUCUAUGUCCGCCAGGCCGAGCGCGUCAGAGACGGGACCCCCUGCUUCAAUGUCAGCACCAAUGACAUUUGUCUAGAGGGACAAUGUCUGACCGAGGGUUGCAAUGGGGUGCUGGGCUCCGGCUCUGUGAUUGACAAGUGUGGAGUGUGUGGUGGGCGGGAGAGCUCCUGUCGAAAGGUAACGGGAAGCUUCCAAAAUGUCUCGGUUCCCCUUGGUUACCACAAGAUCCUGGACAUCCCGCCAGGAGCUACAUUCAUUAACAUCACGGAGAGACGCGCCAGCCCUAAUUACCUGGCCAUGAGGAGUGGCACGGGGGCUUCAGUGGUGAACGGGCGCUGGGCUGUGGACCCUCCAGGGGAGUACCAGGCAGGAGGGACCACCUUCACUUACAACCGACCUAGAGCACAGGCAGAGGGGGAGGAGGAGAAAGGAGAGUCCCUCUGGGCUCCAGGACCCACCACCACACAGCUCCAGCUAUAUAUCAUUUUCCACAAGGAGAACCCAGGCAUCGAUUAUGAGUUUUAUAUUCCUGUGGAGAAGAAGGAGGUGGAGAGGGAAAGGGUGACGGAGAGAGAGAGGGAGACACCCAGAGAGAGGCCGAGGGAGCGAGACCCAGGGAGGGCCCCUCUUCGCAGUCCUCUAACUGUGUCAGUAGAAGACCCUCCUCCUGCUCCUCCUCCUAUUUCAGUCCCAUCCUUCCCCUCCUCCUCCUCCUCCUCCUCCACCACCUCUGUGUUUUCUCCCCCCAUCUCGGACCGAUGGACACCUGAGAGGUCCCGUCCCCGAGCCUCUGCCCCCAAUAGGAAUGCUCGGAUCCCCCCUCGCACCGACCUGCCACCGGACACUCAGCCGCCAUUUGUGUGGAGGAGAGGAGAACUCACAGAGUGCUCUGCUUCCUGUGGCAAAGGGUCUCAGAGCAGAGUCAUGCUGUGUAUUAACCGCCACACAGACGAUGAAGUCCCGGAGGCCAAGUGUGACUCUGCAGCCAGGCCGAUUCCUGAGGAGGAGCCUUGUAACCCUCAUGCAUGCCCACCCUUCUGGGAGGCGAGCUCCUGGUCAGAGUGCAGCGUGUCGUGUGGCCCCGGGGUGCAGCAGAGGCAGCUGCAGUGCCGACAGAGCUUUGGGGACCGCUCCACUAUGGUCCACCCGCAGCGCUGUGCCAACCUCACCCCCCCUGACUCCACCCAGGCCUGUCAGCUCGGCCUCUGCUCCCACUGGGAGGUCAGCUCCGACUGGAGCACGUGCUCAGUGGACUGUGGGGUUGGGAGGAGGACGAGGAGUGUGCUCUGCGUCAGCGAUCAAGGCAACGAGGUGAACGAAAAAGAGUGCAGCACCGGGGCCAGCCCACAAGGAAGUGAGGAGUGCAACAUGGGCCCCUGUGUAACCAACUGGUACUUCACUGACUGGUCCAACACUUGUUCGGCGCAGUGUGGCCCCGGGGUGCAGAAGAGGGAGUCGGUGUGUCUGACUCGAGGAGGGGUGAGAGAGGGAGGUGGAGGAGGGGACUGUAUUGGGGACAAACCAGCAGAGAUGAAGGCCUGCAACGGGGGUCCCUGUUUGGCGAUAACCAUGUGGUACAGCAGCCCCUGGACACAGUGUAAUGUCCCCUGUGGUAAUGGAACUCAGCGACGGGACGUCAUUUGUGUCCAGAAGAUGGGGAAUGAUUUUACUGUCGUACCAGCCAGUGAGUGCGCUCAUCUGGACAAGCCUGCCGCGGUGCAACAGUGUGAGAUGGGAGAGUGCGAGCCUCUGUGGUUCACAACAGAGUGGAGCGCGUGCUCACGCUCUUGUGGAAAAGGCGUACAAAUGAGGGAAGUACGGUGUCUAACGCCAGAAAAAAGGCACAGCCAUGAGUGUGAUUUGGACAACAAACCUGAACGGGAGCAAAUCUGCAACACGAUACCCUGCAGCCCCCAAGUCUCAGAUGAAAACUGCCGGGACAGACGUCACAACUGUAUGAUGGUGGUUCAGGCCAGGAUGUGCGUCUACUCCUAUUAUAAGACCGCCUGCUGUGCCUCGUGUACCCAGAGUGCUCAGCGUGCCAAGAGACAAUGACCAGCCAAUCACAGGCAGCCCAGGUGUGCAAGAAGUCAAGGAUUAGGUCAGAAGAGCUGAAAUAAGAAGUCUGUAGAAAUUGAAAGCCCAGCGUAGAAAGAAAUCUGCUAGGGUCUCAGAUCAAAUGUAGCGAUUUUCUCCUGAUUCUUCAGGUAAAACACUGUGAAAGCAUCCGGUUCAUUUUUCCAGUUCUCUGUACACAAUUUCAUAUUGCCUAUUUAGAACCACAUAUUCCACUGAGAUCACUUCUGUUCACUUUGUGCGUUAGCUUUGACAGUUUUGUUAUGCGUCACACGGUGCCGAAAGAUGCACUUGCAGUGAUUUUCAACUCUUGGUGGCUUAUUUCUAAAGCUGAGAGGUUUUAAUGGAAUGUGCUCACUGAGGACACCGCUGCGUUCGAACAGCAAAUCAAGCCUUUCUUUUAGCGAGAGGAUCUUAAAACAGAUGUAAUAAGAUAUGCAUACCACUAAUUAUGAAAAGAAACGUGCUGAAGAAAUAAUGUGGGCUAGAUAAACUGUGUGUACUACGUGUGCUGAAGAUCUACUGGAAUAGAUCUACUGUGUUUCUGUGCACUGCAGACCCCCAACUAAGCUAGAAGGAUUUUAUUAACUUGUUGUAUGUAUUUUUCUGUUUGCCAAAAAUAUUUCCUCACGCGUCCUCUUAUUGUUCAGUUUUGGACAGAUGAACCAAAGCAGGGGGGUGACCAUGGCAGUAAGUGACCAAAUAUAUCAGAGGGGAAAGAAGUGAGAUUCUUCCCAAACAAGAAGGUUUUUAAGACAUGGAUGUUAAACAAGCAGCACAGACUUGGUGCAGUCCUUUAAUGUAUUCAUGUCAGUAACAUAAACACCUAGUCUUUUUAAAGAAAGCUGUUGGAGCUGCAGAUAUGUGUUAACUUAACAAUGCUCACUUGAUAUCUGACAAAAAUAAGGAAUAAUCAUAUUGAUGGGACGGUUGUUGUUUCAUACUUUCUCUCUUCAACAAACCACAUGAAAAGAACUUAAAAACGGCUCACACUGUUUUUUUAUGAAAUGCUGAGAAAAAAGCGCACUUGUUCCGCGACUAUAUAAUGCUGCGGAUUAACGCUCAUGCAUUUAUGUGUUACUUUUAAAAAAAUCAUGUAACUCUAUGGCAGAGAACGCUAAGCUAAUUGAAGCUACUAAGCAAUGCAUGUUUUCUUCACAAUAGGAGUAAUAUAGAAGAUCAAGUUUGGAGAUGUACAUUGUACAAUUCACUCCUCACUGACCUAGUUUUGCAUUUGAGUGAUCAAAAACUUUUUUAUGUCCUUCCUGUUUCCUAACCUCAUUUCAAUAUCUUUUCUUUUUGCAUCCAUCAUCGCCUUCCUAGGAGGGACUGGUGAAUCUGUCCUAUGAGAAAAGGUGAAAACAUAAUUAGGAAACCUCAUGUUGACAAUAGUCUUUUAAUAAUUGAGUUCAUGAUAUGGAUCAAAUCAUUCUGCUUUGACCAGGAAGUAAAUGUUUUGCUUUGUGAGGUGGCAACGUCUGAAUAUGUGUGUGUAAGCUUUUCUCUUAUUUUUCUCUUCCGUAGAAGACGUACACAUACUUAAAGGCGAGGAGUCUGUAUAUUUGUCAGAUAUGUUUUAAUGUCUAUAAUUUCUUUGAACAUAGUUGGCGCUUAUGUUUUAUAACUGAGUACAGUUAUCAGAAGUGUUGUUAUAGACUGCAUUUAUUCACAUCUUACUGUUAUAUAACUAUUUUGCAUUUGACAUGAGAAUCGUUCCUGUGUGUAUCGGAUGCGUCAGUGUGUGUGUGUGUGUGUGUGUGUGUGUGUGUGUGUGUGUGUGUGUGUGUGUGUGUGUGUGUGUGUGUGUGUGUGUGUGUGUGUGUGUGUGUGUGUGUGUGUGUGUGUGUGUGUGAGAGAGUGUGUGAGUGUUGCGAUUGUGGCUUUGAAUGUGUCUUUCUUGUCUCUAAUCCCUCAUAGUAAAAAAUACUUUUUAUAUAAAAACAAAAAAGAUAGUAAUUUAUCUAUUAUCUAAAGAACAUGUAAUUUAUUUUUUUGGUUUAAGAAGCUGUAGCAAAUGUUCUUUGUUACCACCAGAGUUUAUACGAUUGUUAAUGUUGAUACACAGACUUUUUUUAUCAUGCAAAAACAGAAAACAGUGUGAAAAUUCAUAUCUUUAAAGCUUCAUUUUAAAUAAAACAACACAGAAAUCAA